This is a messenger RNA of Vollenhovia emeryi, 4363 nucleotides long. Its product is annotated as hippocampus abundant transcript 1 protein. Gene Ontology annotation, biological process: transmembrane transport. The coding region runs from base 624 to 2237 and encodes 537 amino acids. The record is from RefSeq and is a predicted model, not a curated record. The transcript has 7 exons. Gene Ontology annotation, cellular component: membrane. Lineage: Eukaryota; Metazoa; Arthropoda; Insecta; Hymenoptera; Formicidae. Gene Ontology annotation, molecular function: transmembrane transporter activity.
CAGAGUGACAAACGGAGUGACCUGCAUCUCACGACUCGAUUCACUUUUCUUACCCGCAACCCGCCGAGGCAGAGUGUACAUAAGGAGACGUAGCAUAUAAAUGAUAUUCGCGAAAGUGAUAGUAAAUAGUUUUAUUUUAUAGAAGCGUUGCAAACCGUUAAUCAAAAGUUUUGUAUUAAUAGGCGCUGUCGAUAGACAUGUAAAACGAAUAUAUAUAUAUAGAUAUAUAUAUAUAUAGCGACGACAGAUGCGCGGCUUCGUUGUAACAAUCUCACUCGUGUGGCAAAAAUGUAAAUGAAACGGGCCGCGGAAAGCACUCGUGGUAGCUAAUCUAGUGCGAGGCAUGCGUUUCAACGAUGGUGCGCUAUCCCGUCUGCCUUGGACGUUACGUUAGGGAAGCUAUGAGAAAUGACGCGGGCCUGAGCGAGCGACAACUGCGAGCGUUAUCGAGGGACGAAGGAAGAUCUCGCAGGAAACUGUGGCAACGGUGCGCCGAUAUGACGUUAAUGGCUCCGGGAGAGGACUAUCCGUCUCUGUGUCGCGUAAGCGGAACGACGGCGGGCGUGUCGAUUAAAACGUGAGAGUAUGAAAGGAAGCACACGUAGCGAGACUCUUUAGGGGCCAUGCCCCCCGGGGCGAACGGCGGGGCAGAGGGCCUGGGCCCGACCUGUUCCGAGAUACACAACAGUCAGGAUCACGCUAUAGCCAAACUCACGCCUCCCCCUACGUUCGUUCAGCAAUGCUACAGACACCUCAAGAGCUCUGGCGUCGGCGAGGCGAGCGUGUAUCACGCGCUGGUUGUAAUAUUUCUGGAAUUCUUCGCAUGGGGAUUGCUCACCAUGCCUAUUAUUAGGGUACUGAACGAAACAUUUCCGGAUCACACGUUCCUGAUGAAUGGCUUGAUAAUAGGAAUCAAAGGGAUCUUAUCUUUCCUCUCCGCGCCACUGAUCGGUGCCCUCUCCGACGUAUGGGGUCGAAAAUUUUUUUUACUCAUCACAGUGGCCUUCACAUGCGCACCAAUUCCCCUAAUGAGCAUCAACACGUGGUGGUUCUUCGCCAUGAUCUCCAUCAGUGGCGUAUUCGCUUGCACAUUCUCAGUGGUGUUUGCAUACGUUGCGGACGUGACGGAAGAGAAUCAAAGAUCGCUCGCGUACGGCUUGGUGUCGGCAACUUUUGCCGCGAGUAUGGUGAUAAGUCCAGCCUUGGGUGCUUAUAUCAUGAAGACAUACGGAGAAAAUCUUUCCGUGGCAUUAGCAACGGCGAUCGCAGUCUUGGAUGUGUUUUUCAUAUUAGUGGCCGUACCUGAAAGUUUGCCUGAGAAAACACGUCCGCCGGCGCCCAUAUCGUGGGAGCAGGCCGAUCCGUUUGCUGCUCUUGGAAAGGUUGGCAAAGAUCAUACUAUUUUAAUGCUGUGUGUCACUGUGUUCCUGAGUUACCUCCCUGAAGCGGGACAGUAUAGUUGUAUAUUCGUUUACUUAAAAUUGGCCAUGGGUUUCUCCAAUCUUAUGGUAGCAAUAUUUAUCGCCGUGGUGGGCAUCCUGAGUGUGGGGGCGCAAAUUGUAUUAGGGCCCUUGAUGAGAACGCUCGGCAGCAAACACACUAUAAUGCUCGGUCUGCUGUUCGAGAUGUUACAGCUCAUGUGGUACGGAUUCGGCUCGCAAACAUGGAUGAUGUGGGCCGCUGGAGUACUUGCUUCUGUAUCAAGCAUCACGUACCCCGCGAUCUCCGCGUUCGUAUCCAUGCAUUCGGACGCCGAUAAACAGGGAUUGGUACAAGGUAUGGUGACUGGGAUGCGUGGUCUCUGCAAUGGACUCGGACCUGCUAUGUUCGGUGUCAUAUUUUACCUCUUUCACGUCGACCUGAACGACGACACACCCAACCUUCCCUUGAAACCGUUCGUGGACGAAACCAACAGAACGGGAACUAGUACACAUCUUGACAUAAUGCCUCAGGUACAUACAUUAUAUCUGCAGCUUGUGCCGGGGCCGCCGUUCGUGUUUGGUGCGUUACUUGUGAUCUGCGCGCUGCUAGUAGCCGCAUUUAUUCCCGAAUCAAAUACAAUGUCAACAGGAUCGUUGCAUCACCCAUCCACUUCCCGGAGGCCCUCCGGUAAAUACGCAUAUCAGAAAUGUUUGUCCUUGGACGUUCAGUACGAGGCAGACCGAGUGGGAAGUGGAAGAGGAAAGAUCGGUCCGCUGUCACCACUAGUCGACAAUUGUAAUUCCGCCGCGCUAUAAUGUCUAUUGAAAAAUGUAAGACAAGCCAUAUAGCGACGAGAAUACUUUAGCCAAUCGGUAAAACUUCCCUUAACCACCCUUAAUCAGAGGUGGUGAGGUCGUUACUAGGACUGGUCAUUUCCUUCGAAGGCUUCGACAUCCGAACUUUCGAAGCUUCGAAGUUGACUUGGAACUUUCGAAAUCUUUGAAGUUUCGAAGUUAUCAAAAGUAACAGCCCUAGUCGUUACUAUGAGAUGCACCUGAAUCGAAUCAGGCGACUGUAAUAGAGUUGUCUAUAUUGUAUUAUACUAUUUGUUUAAGGCAGUAACUAAGCUUGAUUUUAGGACUUAUCGAUGGAACUUAAUGUUUAGGUUGUGACAAAUUUGCACAAGCAGUGCUUGUGCGAUAAUACCGUGGGUUGAUCUCAGAGUCGUGUGUGAUCGUACGACAAGCGUGUUGCGAUUAAAAAAAAACGUAACAUUAGAUCUUCCUUUUCAAGAUUUUUGCGCCGACUAUUAAAUCAGAUGUAACAAUUUUACGCCAAGUAAUCAGUAUCAGUGACUCUUUAUGCAGCUCGCCAACGGCACAAAACGAUACAUCGGUGAAAACUGUAAUCCGUAAUUUAUUAGAUUUAUACCUUGAUCUUUUACUUUUGAUGUCGUAUCCUUUUCUCUUGUUUCUAAUUUAUGUUACCACUUUUUAUAUCAAGUGCUAAUGUAAAUUGCGCAACGUAUUUUUGCAUCUCCGUACAUUCGUAGCACUAGAAAUAGCUUUUACACAUUCCUUGUAAGCAUAAUUUUUACAUACAAAAGCAGCAUUAAUUGACAAUUGAAAAGGAUGCAAAUUCUUUGAAACGUAUUUUCCUUUUGUAUGAUAUGAUAAUUACUUAUCAUUCUUGUACAAUGUACAUCAUACACCAUAUAAUUUAGCUAUUUAUAAAUCAUGCGACUCGUUUCUUUCUGCACAAACUAUUUAUUUUAAUAGGUAGAAACUAUGAACAUAACGAGAAAGGCCUCAAUACUAGGAAGUUAUACAAAGUGAUAGUUUGUCAUUCAAAGACAAUGGUAGACGUUAACACUAUGAGUAAAAUGAGAUAUUAAUUAUUAAUUGAGAAUCAAUAGUUCUCUUAAAUUAUGUGUGUUAUAAUCGGAGACAUUGAUGUUAAAACGAAAAGAAACAUUUUAUAAUAGAAUAGAAUCUUGUAUAUAUUUUGCUUCUAUUUUAUAAAAAUAUCAAAACUUUUAGGAAAAGAAUAUGUUUUCGUGCAGUGGCAUUAUUGAUUUAUAUAAAAUUAUAAAUGCAUAUAUCAAAUUUUUCGAUUGUUUAAAUGAUGUGGUUUAUCUUUAAUUCGUGUGUUAUUAUUAGUAUGUUUUUAUAAAAUAUCAAUAGUAUAUUUACACGAAAAAUAGAACCAUUUCAAACUAACUUGUAGGAAACGACAAGUAAUUUUAGUUACUCUACUGAAUUGAUUUUAGUCAUUAUGAACUCGAUUAGUGUCGAUGAAAACCAAAGAGUGAUUAAUGACAAAUGCAAUUUAGUAAAAAAAAAAGAAGAAAAUAUGCAACGUGCUCUUUUCGCAAAUUUAAAAACCUCCCUUAACAAUUAUUAUUUCGUAAGUUUGCACACGUUUGUGAUUAUCUUCUGGAAAAAUUCCAAAUUACAUCAAUUAUUGGAUGAUAUUAAUACUGAAUCUUUUUAUAAAUAAAGGUAACAAAUAUGUAUUUGAUACAUAUUUAAUGUUAACUCCUUAUUUUUAUGUACGUCUGAAACAAAACAGUUUGCUAGAUAUUGAAGGUUUCAGUCGAUAUGGCUUAUAAUCUUUGUCGAAUGUAUUAAAAUUACGUGCGUUUUCUAGAACCUAGCUGUAUUACAGUAAAGUAUUACAGGACAAAGUAGAAAUCGUGAGGUGUAAACAGUGCAAUUGCAGUUCUAUAGUUUCUGUUUGUAUUUCCUUAGAGUUACUUACGAACUCGCUCUCGUACACUGAAGUAAAUAUACGCAAUUGUAUUAUAAAUAUACAAAGCAAACAGGAAGAUUAUAAUAUUAAGGAUAAAACAUAGAAUAUAAGUCUUGAUUCUAUUACGAAUCAAGUAAUUGUAUAUGUAUAAUGUACGAUGAAUGCAUUAAUAAAAAGUGAUUAUUUUUAA